This is a messenger RNA of Ceratina calcarata, 448 nucleotides long. RefSeq names its product mitochondrial import inner membrane translocase subunit Tim10 B. The transcript has 2 exons. Bases 111 to 368 code for a protein of 85 amino acids. The record is from RefSeq and is a predicted model, not a curated record. NCBI's taxonomy places the organism in Eukaryota, Metazoa, Arthropoda, Insecta, Hymenoptera, Apidae.
AAGUGUACUUAACUACUAAUAACUUAUGUUUAAUAUAAUUGGUCAAUUUAUUCCUAACCUCUUUACCAGGCAAUGCUUAAAAUUAAUGUGAGAUUGUUUCUUUUUUAUAGAUGAAGGAUUUUCAAUUCCUGUUUAAUCAAAUGUCUGAAACAUGCUUCAAAUCGUGUGUGAGUUCAUUUUUAUCACGGGACAUGUCGACUGAAGAGGCUCAAUGUAUUCAGAAUUGUUCAAGUAAACACAUAAAUGCUAAUCACAGAAUAAUGGAAAUAUUUAUGGAAGUACAACCUGCUAUCAAUCGUAGGAACAUGGAGGAACUUCGAAGGGCUCAGUCAACUUUAGAAGCAGCACAGAAUGAACAGAAUUUUUAGAGUACUAUACAAUUAAUUUAAUUCACUUUUUAGAAAUUAGAUUCUUGUACAAUAAAGUGUAAAAUAUUUUUUUUAAGUAA